UUUGCAAUAGUCUGCUACUUCCUGGGCUUCUGAAUUGGAGGCGGGAAGGGGAGCCCUCUCGAAGCAUCCAUGGCCGAAUUUCAUUUCUCUUCUACAAUUUUAAACAAUGCUUGGAAGCCAUAACCUCAAACAAGCAUCAUCAGGAGCGAGAGAGAGAAGCAAGACGAAGCGAAGAAAAGCUUUCUGAAUCAUCUUCUUGGUUCGACUUUUCAAGUUCAUUCUCCUGUAUCCGCUUCUCCGAUUUCAUGGAGUUACAACAGGAGCAAACUCCGUCGGUAUCCAUAGAAGAUUGCUUGAAGCUCCUGAAGGGAGAGAAAGAUGAGCAGCGUCUUGCUGGCCUCUUCUUAGUUACUAAAAUUUGCAAGGUGGAUGACCUUGCCUCGCUUUCUAGAGUUUAUAAUGCCGUUGGAUCGAAGUUUCUUGAUCGACUUCUGAGAACUGGCAUGGGUAAAGGAACUGUUAGUGGACCUGGAGAAGAUAAUCGCGAUGCGUAUUUGCAACUGUCUGUUAGGAUUCUGGCAGCGUUUUGUCAUGUUCCUGAGAUCGCUGCUUCAGAAGAAAUGAUCUCGAAGACUCCACUGAUAUUGGAAACCCUAUCCAACCAGUCAGGAUUUUCUGUUUUGGAGGAGUGUCUUGAAUUUUUGUAUCUAGUAUCAACUGCAUCUGAUGCUGGAGUGACGACUCUGUAUGAAUCUGGUAGCCUGAAGAUUAUAGCUUCUUGGAUGUCGACAAUGCCAGAUGGUUCUCAGCUGAUGAAGAUUUCCAUACAGCUUGUUCAAUUGAUCAUUAGUAAGAUUUCUCUGGACACUAUCAUCAUCAACGCUUUGCCUGACCUAUCAGAUAUUGUUGUCGCUAUUGCGAGGCAAUUUGGAUUGGCACAUGAUGCUAUGAAGUUUGAAGCCCUUCGCCUGCUUUCUGCCAUCCUGUCUUCAAAUUUGACACCACUUUAUGAUACCCUUCGUCAAGUGCCCUCCAAUGUUUGGGCAAAACAUAUGCGUGAUGGAGUUUCAGCUAUUCUUCAUAACCGCACAGCACCUGCUGAAAAGCUUCAGGCUCUUAUUUUGGCCGAGUCAAUGGUGUCUAUUGUAGGAGAAGGUUGGCUGAUAGGUGAAAUAGAAUUACCUGAUGUUCAAGACGCUAUUCCAUCGGACAGAUGUCUAAUACUUGUCUUAGAGCAGUCAAGGGUUGAGAUUGCUGUGAUGCUGAAUGAACUGGCCUAUAUGAAAUAUGAAGCUUCCAAGAAUUCCUCCUUGAAGGAAGAUAUCAUCUUAAAGCAGCGCAAUGUAGCUACUGCCUUCUCUUUGGUGGAAAAGAUAAUUAAGUUAAUAUCAAAUGUCGAAGAAGACCAAGGGGAUCUUAUCAGUGAAAACACACUGAUGAAAGUGAUUAGAGGCCUUAAUGAGACUACUGGGGUUGUGCUAGAAUAUUUGCAAGAUGCAAAGGAGCAUGGACAAAGAAAAGGAGAUGACAUUUUAGCAUCUGUACGGGUUAUUGGGAGUUUUCUUGCACAAACCCCUGAUGCAUGGGCAGAAAGAGUUACGGAACUCUUGGACUAUAUGCUCUCUGUUGAAGGUGAAGAUGAACAGAGCCCCUUCAACUCUGUGUGCUUCUUGCUUCCCAUGCUAUGCCAAAUUACGAUGAAUGUUGAAGGAUGUAAGACGUUGGUUUCUUCCAGAGGUCUUGCAGCUGUUGUGAAAUGCCUUGUAAAUUUGAUUGACCAACACGGUGGCUGGAUUGACAAUGAUGGAUCCAUCUUCUUGGCUUGUGAUACAAUCUUGAAUGUGCUUCUGAAGAAAGAGCUUGGUGGGCUUCUAUGUGGCGAAUCAUCUUUUAUUCACCUGUUGGAAGCAAUUGCAAAUUCGACUGAGGAUUCGAGAGAGCUAUCUGUUAUCAUGAUGGGUGGCAGUAUAUGUGCCUUGAUAUUUGAUUUCACAUCGGAGAAUGCUCUUCUAAGCAAUCCUAAUUUUGCCGAUAAAUCUCUGGAUAAGUUAUGCAGACUCUUUUCAAGAAUCUUCAUUUUGUCUCAACAGAAGAGCAUGAACGACGAUGAAAUGGCACAGAUGGAUCUUCUCGAGAUUAUAACAGCAGGAUAUUCUCGUUGGGGAGACAGAUUCCCGCGUGUUCAAAAGGCAAUUAGCAGGUUACGAUAGUAUUCAUCAGCAUUUUGCAUCCAUCCUUAUGAUUAUUGCUAAAUGGUAAUUAAUAAGGAAAUCAUAUGUUUGAUUGUUAAUUAUUAAUUAGUAUAGUUUAUGAAAUUAAAGUUUAAGUUAAAAGAUGAUGGGGAUGGGUUGAUUUUAGUAGAUGACAAAGCAUGCACCAACAUCGUUUACUAAAUAUUUGAGAGAGGAUUAUAAAAUAGGAAGGAAAAAACAUACUUUUGAGUGGCAAAAAGAUAAAAUUUAGUUUAGAAAGAAUUUCGGUCUUUUCUUUGGUAAUCUAAAAUUUACUUGUUAAA
Cucumis sativus (cucumber) is the source of this 2455-nucleotide messenger RNA. Its product is annotated as neurochondrin. Lineage: Eukaryota; Viridiplantae; Streptophyta; Magnoliopsida; Cucurbitales; Cucurbitaceae. Bases 246 to 2150 code for a protein of 634 amino acids. The transcript has 18 exons. The record is from RefSeq and is a predicted model, not a curated record.